GUGUGUGUAGCUGAUGGUUAUAGAUGGUGUCUGUGUGUGUAGCUGAUGGUUAUAGAUGGUGUCUGUGUGUGUAGCUGAUGGUUAUAGAUGGUGUCUGUGUGUGUAGCUGAUGGUUAUAGAUGGACAGCAGUUGUCUGUCUGACUGUGUGUGUAGCUGAUGGUUAUAGAUGGACAGCAGUUGUCUGUCUGUCUGUGUGUGUAGCUGAUGGUUAUAGAUGGUGUCUGUGUGUGUAGCUGAUGGUUAUAGAUGGUGUCUGUGUGUGUAGCUGAUGGUUAUAGAUGGUGUCUGUGUGUGUAGCUGAUGGUUAUAGAUGGUGUCUGUGUGUGUAGCUGAUGGUUAUAGAUGGUGUCUGUGUGUGUAGCUGAUGGUUAUAGAUGGUGUCUGUGUGUGUAGCUGAUGGUUAUAGAUGGACAGCAGUUGAGGAGAGAUCCAGCUGCUGUGAUGGAGGAGGUCCAGAAGGUCCUGGGGAUUACUCCUCACUACAACUACACACAGACUCUACGGUUUGACCAGCAGACAGGUUUGUGGUGUCAGCUUUUAGAUGGGGGGAAGACGAAGUGUUUGUGGAGUAAAGGAUUGGAGUAUCCUCCUAUGGAACCAGAGGCACGGUCCUACCUGUCCAGGUAUUAUAGGGAACACAACAUAGACCUGUCCAAGCUGCUCCACCGGCUGGGUCAGCCUCUCCCCUCCUGGCUGAGAGAGGAACUACAGAAGGUCAGUUAACAGGGUUAGAGGUCAGAGUUCAGGGGACACCGGCUGGGUCAGCCUCUCCCCUCCUGGCUGAGAGAGGAACUACAGAAGGUCAGAUAACCUCUAACCCUACCAGCAGCCCAGGUUCAUAGGUCAGGUGUUAAGGGUCGGGGACCAUUAAGAGGAAGAGGGCGUGACCUUUCUGUGACCUCCCAACCCCGUGGUGAAGCUGAGGAUGGAAGAGAGAUCAUGAACUAUGAACAAUGAACUCUGUCCUGGCUUGACCUCACAGAGGAGAAGAGAUACUAGAUCACUGAUAACUGGAUAUCUUGGUCUCUGAACUCAGAGAGAUUGGAGGGAUGACUGACCUCUGGAACAGAACUGUGUUUCAGUUAAUGGACUGGAGAGACCUAUAGCCCAGUCUCCAUCCACCUCCCUCUCUUCUUCUUUCUCUCCAUCCUUCUCCCUCUCUUCUUCUCUCUCUCCAUCCCUCCUCAGCCUCUCUCCAUCCUUCUCCCUCUCUUCUUCUCUCUCUUCAUCCCUCCUCUGCCACUCUCCAUCCUUCUCCCUCUCUUCUUCUCUCUCUCCAUCUACCUCCCUCUCUUCUUCUCUCUCUCCAUCCUUCUCCCUCUCUUCUUCUCUCUCUUCAUCCCUCCUCAGCCUCUCUCCAUCUACCUCCCUCU
Molecule: messenger RNA, 1374 nt
Organism: Oncorhynchus keta (chum salmon)
Lineage: Eukaryota; Metazoa; Chordata; Actinopteri; Salmoniformes; Salmonidae
Product: bifunctional heparan sulfate N-deacetylase/N-sulfotransferase 4-like
Exons: 3
Coding region: 398-724 (108 amino acids)
Cellular component (GO): Golgi apparatus
Molecular function (GO): heparan sulfate N-sulfotransferase activity; deacetylase activity
Source: RefSeq, a predicted model, not a curated record